AUGGAUCCAGAGGCGAAGAGACAAAAGCUUAGCACAUCAGAACUCGCAAGCCCCUGUCUCCCAAAGAAGAAGGAUGUGACAAUCACAAGUCCCUCUUUAAACUCAAAGGUUGAUUUGGGAGAAGCGAUGAAAAAGCAGAACGACGUCGCUAUGUUCCUUACCGAGAAAGUAAUCUCUGCCGUAGCCAGAAACUCCAACUUCGUCUUCGCUCCGGCAUCAAUCAACGCCGUUCUAACCAUGGUCGCCGUUACCUCCGAAGAAGAAACACUAAGAUCUUUAAUCUUCUCCAUCCUUAGGUCAUCCUCUGUCGAUGAGCUCAACGCUGUUUUCCAUGAAGUAGCAAACACCGUGCUCGUCGAUGCAAGUGAGGACGGUGGCCCUAAGAUCUCUGCGGUUAAUGGAGUGUGGAUGGAACAGUCCCUACCUGUUAGUCCCUCGAAGAAAGAUCUCAUUCAGAAUUUCUUCAAAGCUACUUUUGCUCAAGUUGAUUUUCAAUUCAAGAGUGAACUAGUGCGUAAGGAGCUGAAUGCGUGGGCUUCACGUCACACGAAUAAUCUCAUCGAAAACAUGCUUCCGCAAGGAUCCGUUACAAGUGACACCAAGUGGAUUUAUGGAAACGCAAUGUACUUCAAAGGAGCCUGGAAAGAUAAAUUCCCAAAGUCUUUGACAGAUGAGGAAGAGUUUUAUCUUCUCGAUGGCACAUCACUCUCUGUGCCUUUCAUGAGCACAGCCUCUAGGAGGCAAUACGUAAGUGAAUACGAUGAUUUCAAGGUUCUUAAGCUCUCUUUUCAACAAGGCCUUGAUAUGAAUCGCGAAUUCUCAAUGUAUUUCUAUCUCCCGGACGAGAAUGAUGGACUCGAAAAUCUGGUGAAGAGAAUGGCAUCUACUCCUGGAUUCUUGGAUAGUCAUAUUCCAAGUGAAAAAGUUCGUGUUGGUGAAUUCAGAAUCCCAAAGUUUAAGAUCGAAUUCGGUUUUGAGGCUUCAAAGGCUUUCAAUGAAUUGGAACUGGAUUCGGCUUCAUUCUUCCAUAAAGCUUUGGUUGAGAUCGAUGAAGAUGGUGCAGAAGCUGCGGCUGUUACUAGGAUGGGAGGCCCCAGAGGUGGCAAAGGCUACAGCACUGUAAGGUUGAUAGAUUUUGUUGCUGAUCAUCCGUUUCUUUUUUUGAUAAAAGAAGACAGAACUAAAACCAUUAUGUUCGUUGGUCAAAUCUUUGAUCCUUCCAAAACUUCUUCAGCUUAG
Molecule: messenger RNA, 1239 nt
Organism: Eruca vesicaria subsp. sativa (arugula)
Lineage: Eukaryota; Viridiplantae; Streptophyta; Magnoliopsida; Brassicales; Brassicaceae
Source: the annotation of a GenBank genome assembly